Molecule: messenger RNA, 826 nt
Organism: Puntigrus tetrazona (Sumatra barb)
Lineage: Eukaryota; Metazoa; Chordata; Actinopteri; Cypriniformes; Cyprinidae
Product: putative nuclease HARBI1
Exons: 4
Coding region: 311-826 (171 amino acids)
Source: RefSeq, a predicted model, not a curated record
ACAGUUUCCAAAUUGGUAUAAUUGAUAAACAUUUGCACAACUGAUCUGGGGGGUAUUCCAGAAAGCAGGUUAUGUGACAUACCUGGGUAUGUUUAAGGGUAAGUUCGUGGAUAACCUCAACUUUCAGUUCCAAAAACCGAGGUAAAUUUCUGGGUAUGUAACCAUAAUAACUGACUCUCUGAAGAUAACCUGCUCGGGAGCAGUAUCAAUGUGCAGGUAACAACUUAACUUUUUUCCCUUCUUAAAAUCAUUAAAGUCAUUACUUUUUCCACUACAUAGGUAAUAUGUGAGGCAACCCAAAUAUUUACCAAUGUCGAGGCAAAAUGACCAGGAUCUGUGCAUGAUGCCAGAAUUUUCCGCAUUUCAGCAGGGACAGUACAACGGUUACUUGUUGGGGGACAGAGGAUACCCUUGUCUGCCCUAUUUAAUGACACCCUACCCUGAACCUGAGCCUGGACCACAGACACGCUUUAACCUGGCUCACAGCCGAACACGGGCCAAGGUGGAGAUGACUAUAGGGAUCCUCAAAUCUCGGUUUCAGUGUCUGCGUGGGCUCCGGGUUAGUCCAGAGAGGGCAUGUGACAUUAUAGUGGCUUGUGUUGUGCUUCACAAUAUUGCCACUAUAAGAGGAGAGAGCCACCCUCCUUGUAUUGAGGAAGAUGGCCCAGAGGAACACCUACAGACUCUACAGGCCAACAGAGACGGGAGACUUUUGAGAGACAGGAUCUGCAAGGCGGCGGUAUCAGGGACCUCACAGUACUGGAAAAUUGGUGAGAGAGACCUACACUCGAAUGAAACACCUGUACAAGAGAUGAAUGCCCCCUGA